Erinaceus europaeus (western European hedgehog) is the source of this 1348-nucleotide messenger RNA. Its product is annotated as ubiquitin-associated protein 1-like. Gene Ontology annotation, biological process: ubiquitin-dependent protein catabolic process via the multivesicular body sorting pathway. NCBI's taxonomy places the organism in Eukaryota, Metazoa, Chordata, Mammalia, Eulipotyphla, Erinaceidae. The record is from RefSeq and is a predicted model, not a curated record. Gene Ontology annotation, cellular component: ESCRT I complex. Gene Ontology annotation, molecular function: ubiquitin binding.
UUCUAAAUGGUUUCUAAGAAGUUGGGUGCAGAUCUUCAUGGGACUUUCAGUUACCUUGAUGAUGUUACAUUUAAGAUAGGAGACAAAUUCAAAACACCAGCUAAAGUUGGUCUACCUAUUGGCUUCUCCUUGCCUGAUUGUUUGCAGGUUGUCAGAGAAGUACAGUAUGACUUCUCCUUGGAAAAGAAGACCAUUGAAUGGGCUGAAGAUAUUAAGAAGAUCAGGGAAGCAAAGCUCAGGGCUGAAGAAGCUGAGGCUAAAGUGAAUUCUAAGAGAGGUCCAGAGGGUGACAGCAUAAUGAGCUUCUCCAAGACUCACAGUGCAGCCAGGAUGCUGCCUCCCAUUAACCCCAUCCUCGCCAGCUUACAGCACAACAGAAUCCUCACCCCCACUCACAUCAGCAGCAGUGCCAUGAAACAGAAAGUCCUCAGCCCACCCCACACCAAGACAGAUUUUAACCCAGCUAACUUUGAGUGUGAAGAAGACCCAUUUGAUAAUGUGGAGUUAAAAACUAUUGAUGAGAAGGAGGAACUGAGAAAUAUUCUGGUAGGAACCACUGGACCCAUUAUGGCUCAGUUAUUGGACAGUAAUUUGCCCAGAGGAAGCUCUAGGUCUGUAUUACAGGACGAGGAGGUCCUGGCAUCUCUGGAGCAGGCCAUCCUAGAUUCCAAGCCUCUUCACAAACCUAACGGCUUUAUAACCUUACCACAAUUGGGCAACUGUGAAAAGAUGCCACUGUCUUCCAAAGUGUCCCUGCCCCCUGUCCAUGCAGUAAGCAAUAUUAUAUCCCUGUCCUUUCCCAAACUUGACUCUGAUGACAGGAAUCAGAAGACCACCAAACUAGCAAACACUUUCUAUAGCAUAUCCUGCUUCCGCAGUGACAAGUUCCAGAGUUCCCCAAAGCUUUCUACCCAAAGCAGUGCCAGUGAGCUCAAUGGGCAUCAUACUUUUGGACUUUCAGCUUUGAACUUGGACAGUGGUUCAGAGUUGCCAUCUCUGACCCCCUCUGACCUGACUACCCAGAUGCCUUCCCUCUCUGUAUUGUCUGUGUGCACAGAAGAGUCAUCACCUCCAAAUACAGGUUCCAUGGUCACACCUACUAAUUUUUCAAUGUCACAAGUGCUCAACACGCCAAGCUGUCCCCAAGCUUAUUCUGAACUAUAGACACUCUCCCCCAGUGAGCAGAAGUGUGUGGAGACAGUGGUCAACAUGGGCUACGCGUAUGUGUCCUGAGAGCCAUGAAGAAGAAAGGAGAGAAUACCUGAUUAUCUCAAGCAGAUACCUGAUUAUCUCUUUGCACACAGACAGCUCUGUGAGAAGGGCUUUGACCCUCUCUUAGUGGAGGAGG